AUGGAAUCAGAAUCUGCGAUACCAGAUUACAUUGCUGCACAUAAACAUUGUAAAAAUCAUCGAACAGAAAUUGAAAACAGCGAAUUAUGUGGAUGUUUCUACUGUCUAUCUAUUUUCCCACCAAAUGAAAUCGAUGAUUGGUGUAAUGACGGAGCAACGGCUGUUUGCAAAUGUUCGAUUGAUUCUAUAAUUGGCUCUGCUUCUGGUUAUCCAAUUACCAAAGAAUUUUUACUUCUUAUGAAAAAUAAUUGGUUUGGAAAUGCUUAG
This is a messenger RNA of Adineta steineri, 267 nucleotides long. The record is from the annotation of a GenBank genome assembly. Lineage: Eukaryota; Metazoa; Rotifera; Eurotatoria; Adinetida; Adinetidae.